AUGCCAACCAAUGGGAUCCACCAGGUGCUGAAGAUCCAGUUCGGCCUGAUCAAUGAAGAGGACCGCUAUCUGACCGCCGAAAGCUUCGGCUUCAAGGUGAACGCCUCAGCCUCCAGCCUCAAGAGGAAGCAGAUAUGGGUCCUGGAGCAGGACGAGGGCAACGGCUCGGCCGUCUUCUUCCGAAGCCACCUGGGACGCUACCUGGAGGCCGAUCAGGACGGGAAGGUGUCCUGCGAGGCAGAGAAGCCGAGCCGCGAUGCCCGCUUCCUAAUAGUCACCCACUCAGACGGGCGCUGGGCCUUGCAGUCUGAACCCUACAGGCGGUUCUUCGGAGGUUCGGAGGACCACCUCUCCUGCUUUUCGCCGACCAUCACACCUGCUGAGCUCUGGACGGUCCACCUCGCCAUCCAUCCCCAGGCCAAUCUGUUGAGCAUCAGCCGUCGGCGCUAUGCCCACUUGUGCCCACAGGAGGAUGAGAUUGCAACUGACAGCAACAUUCCUUGGGGCGUGGAUGCCCUCAUUACUCUUAUCUUCCUAAACAAGCAAUACUGUCUGAAGACCUGUGACAGUCGCUACCUGCGCAAUGAUGGUAAACUGGUGUGGGAGCCAGAGCCCCGGGCUCGCUAUACCCUGGAAUUCAAAGCCGGCAAGUUAGCUUUCAAGGAUUGCGAUGGCAGGUACCUGGCCCCCAUGGGGCCCACUGGGACCCUCAAGGCUGGGCGCAGCUCCAAGCCAAGCAAGGAUGAACUCUUUGACCUGGAAGAGAGUCACCCUCAGGUGGUGUUUAUGGGCUCCAAUGGGCGCUAUGUCUCUAUCCGACAAGGGAUCAACGUCUCAGCCAAUCAGGAUGAAGAGCUGGACCAUGAGACAUUCCAGAUGCAAAUUGACCGUGAGACCAAGAAGUGUAUUUUCCAUUCCAACACUGGGGAUUACUGGACCCUGGUCACUCAUGGGGGUAUCCAGUCUAUUGCCACACAAGUUGCUGCCAAAACCAUGUUUGAGAUUGAAUGGCGUGGUCGACGAAUAGCACUCAAGGCAAGCAACGGGCGCUACAUCUGCACAAAGAAGAAUGGGCAUCUAGCAGCCAUCAGUGACUUUAUUGGUGAGCAUCCUAGUCCCCUUAGCAGCCUUCCUCUCCUCGGUCCAGGUGAGGACGAAGAAUUUAUUAUCAAACUCAUCAACCGGCCCAUCUUGGUGUUAAGAGGCAAUGAUGGUUUUGUCUGCCACCAUCGAAACUCCAAUCUGCUGGACACGAAUCGAUCCGUCUAUGAUGUCUUCCACAUCAGUUUCAGCGAUGGCGCCUACCAGAUCCGAGGCAGAGGCGGUAAGUUCUGGUACAUAGCCAGCAAUGGCAACGUGUGCAGCGAUGGCGAGAGGUCAGAAGAUUUCUUCUUUGAGUUUCGGGAGCGGGGCCGAGUGGCCAUCAGAGGCAAAAAUGGCAAAUACCUGAGGGGAGCCUCAUCGGGCAUGCUGAAGGCUGAUGGAGACUCCCUUGCCUGUGCCACCCUCUGGGAGUACUAGCUCCCAUCUACCUGGAUGAAGCGCCUCCGAAAC
Messenger RNA from Dromiciops gliroides (monito del monte), 1554 nucleotides. It is a transcript of the gene FSCN2, whose product is annotated as fascin actin-bundling protein 2, retinal. Gene Ontology annotation, molecular function: protein-macromolecule adaptor activity; actin filament binding. Gene Ontology annotation, biological process: cell migration; establishment or maintenance of cell polarity; actin filament bundle assembly. The record is from RefSeq and is a predicted model, not a curated record. The coding region runs from base 1 to 1521 and encodes 506 amino acids. The transcript is spliced from 5 exons. Gene Ontology annotation, cellular component: cytoplasm; actin cytoskeleton. NCBI's taxonomy places the organism in Eukaryota, Metazoa, Chordata, Mammalia, Microbiotheria, Microbiotheriidae.